UUUAGCUCAUUUUCAAUUUUCAAUUUCCCAAUUUCCUUCACAUUUUCACACAGACACACACGCACGCUAAUAUCAUUGAAUCCAAAAUCAAAAUAAGGGUUACGUUUUUGGGUUUUGGAAUUUUCAUUCACAAACAACCCUAAAUCAAACCCAUCAAAAUCAAAUUCAUCAAGUUUCAAUCUUUUCUAUCUAGAUUUAUUCUAUUCAACGUUUCAAUCAAAAGGGUGUAUUUAGAUUUUCCAAAUUUUGCAAAAUUUGAUGGCAAAUCUCUAUGUCAAAGCUGUGCCACCUGCGGAUCUGAACAGGAACACAGAAUGGUUUACGUAUCCUGGUGUUUGGACAACAUAUAUUCUCAUCCUCUUCUUUUCAUGGAUCAUGGUUUUGUCUGUCUUUGGUUGUUCUCCUGGGAUUGCUUGGACUAUUGUUAAUCUCGCUCAUUUUCUUGUAACAUAUCACUUUUUCCACUGGAAGAAAGGAACUCCAUUUGCAGAUGAUCAGGGGAUCUACAAUAGAUUGACAUGGUGGGAGCAGGUCGACAAUGGAAAGCAGCUCACUCGUAACAGGAAGUUUUUGACAGUUGUUCCUUUGGUUCUGUACUUGAUAGCCUCACACACAACUGACUAUGAGCAUCCAAUGCUGUUCUUCAACACGGUUGCCGUGAUUGUGCUAGUUGUUGCGAAGUUCCCCAACAUGCACAAGGUUAGGAUAUUCGGAAUCAAUGCUGAUAAGUGAUAAAGUGUUUGUUUGUCCAUGAAACUAUGGUUGUUAGUAGCUCAUGAGCCUCUCUUCUUUCUUCCUUCUCUUGUUCUGGAAAAAAGAUAGCAACCUUUGUAUAGAAAAGGCAGAACUGUGGAAGGAAACUCAAAAUCAUGUUUUGUUGCCAAUUAUUUUUUUUUCUUUUCUUUUCUUCUAAGCUUCUUCUUCUAAGGUGUUAAACAAACAAAUAAAUAUCUGAGUUAUUAUUUCUGUACAGUAGAGAAAUACGUGUACCAGAGAUUAUAACGGUGCUUUCAAAUUUAGUAGUAACUAGUAAGUUCCUUUCUUUCAUUAA
Molecule: messenger RNA, 1051 nt
Organism: Medicago truncatula (barrel medic)
Lineage: Eukaryota; Viridiplantae; Streptophyta; Magnoliopsida; Fabales; Fabaceae
Product: ORM1-like protein 3
Exons: 3
Coding region: 259-732 (157 amino acids)
Cellular component (GO): endoplasmic reticulum membrane
Source: RefSeq, a predicted model, not a curated record